AUUCUGAUAUCAAAUAUCUCUCGUAUAAAUUCACAAGCGGAGGAGAACGAAGACGAACUAUGUCGUCGACUCAGGAGUUGAGCCACAAGGCCGGAGAAAUCACCGGUCAAGCUCAGAUCAAGAAGGAUGAGUGCGUGAACAAGGCCUCGAACGCAGUGAACGAAGCGUCGUCUCAGGACAAUCCUUCCAUCACUUCACAGGCCUCAAGCUUCCUUCAACAGACAGGGGUACAAGUGAAGAGCAUGGCCCAAGGAGCGGCCGAUGCCGUGAAGAACACUCUCGGCAUGAACUCCGACAACAAUUCCGGCAACCCGACCGCCGCCGCCGGGAGCCGCCCGACCAACCCGGGCCCUAGGGUUUAAUUAAAGGAUUUAGAAAUUAAUAUUUUCCUCCACGGGAACAAUUUUUCUAAUAAGGGUGGUGAUUUUCUGAUGUAAAGAAUCAUCAAUUCAAUUAUUUGUAUUUCAUUAUUGUAUUUUCCAUUUUUUUUAUUCAUAAA
Tarenaya hassleriana is the source of this 499-nucleotide messenger RNA. Its product is annotated as late embryogenesis abundant protein 2-like. The coding region runs from base 60 to 362 and encodes 100 amino acids. NCBI's taxonomy places the organism in Eukaryota, Viridiplantae, Streptophyta, Magnoliopsida, Brassicales, Cleomaceae. The record is from RefSeq and is a predicted model, not a curated record. The transcript is spliced from 3 exons.